This is a messenger RNA of Malassezia globosa CBS 7966, 5925 nucleotides long. RefSeq lists its product as uncharacterized. Gene Ontology annotation, molecular function: structural constituent of nuclear pore. Lineage: Eukaryota; Fungi; Basidiomycota; Malasseziomycetes; Malasseziales; Malasseziaceae. Gene Ontology annotation, cellular component: nuclear pore; nuclear pore inner ring. Gene Ontology annotation, biological process: nuclear pore organization. Bases 1 to 5925 code for a protein of 1974 amino acids. The transcript has a single exon. The record is from RefSeq and is a predicted model, not a curated record.
AUGGCGUCGGUGGCCGGCGACGUGAAUGUGUUUGAACCAGCGCGCUUCGAAUCGCUCUAUGACACCAUACACACUGUGACAACGGUGCCAGAUGCUUGUGUACAUGACUGGUACUUGAAUGUUGAGCGGAAUCGGAGUCCUCUCACCAAUCUAGGACGUGUGCGUGCGCCAAAUGAGGCAGAGCGUCGAGAUAUCUCGAAGGGUGUGAUUGUGCUGGGUGGGCAGUCACAGACGCUGAAUGCUGAUUUUGUUGCUCAGACGCUUCUCUUGUCUGAUGAAUUGCAUGUGUCGGAGACGUAUGCUGCAUCCCUUCUGCAGGAGGGAAUCGCCGCGCGUGCGCGCUGGGGCCGCUCACCAUCAGAAGUUGCGUGUCUAUUAUACUACCGUGAGCGUCUGGCGCUCCUUGCAUGCCUGAAGGAACUCGCUCGUGGCACAUAUACCCUGUGUGUCGGUGGUGAUCUGCGAACAGGCAUUCGGAUGAGCCGUCUUCUUGACGAUCUUGUAUCUGGCGAUGUGCUCGUGCAGAACCUGCUCGUGGAGCUGGAUACGCUCCGUGCAGAGCGCGAGCGCGUGCGUACGUCGAUGCAAAAGCCACCAUCGGCCAAUGCACGACUUAGUGACGAGGUUCAGAUGGAGCGCUUGACGUGGAUCAGUCAGGCUGAGCAAGAGCUUGGUCAUGUUGCAUACCUGUUAGCGCUAGCGCGACGACUAGUGCCUAGUGCCAUCGAGGCCGUCAUGACAUUCCUGAGCAAGGCCACACUGCCUCCGGUCGAGUCUGCGGCAUCGGUGCCUACGACAAGUGUAUACUUGAUGACGGCUGUGCUUGCCGUCUUCGACACAGUCCCGGACGAAGCGGGUGAAUGGCUCGCACAGCACAGCACAGCGCCGUUGUGCACGGCAGAGGCUUUGUGCGGCGAUGUUCGCUGUCUGCAGGCGCUUUUGCGCAGCGUGUCUCAGUCGGCGUGGGCGACGCCUGGACUCCAACAUGUGGUCCAACUCCAGCUGGCUUUGUUUCUCACUGACGCGCUAACCUCACAUACCACUCUCGCGCCUGCGUUGGGUCAGUCCGCGGACGACGUACAGCUCCUGGCAUCGCGGGCCAUCACAGCCGAUGGCGAUGCAUCCGCACUCUUGUUCCUCUUGCUACGUGUGCUGUCGUUCCGCCGUGCGCCUGAAGAUGAGUUGGAUGUGGACGAAGUAGCACCUGCCGCGAUGGAUGUCGAGUUUCAAGAAUAUGUGCUUCAACAAGUGGAGCAUCUUGUUUUGGGUCUCACUACGACGUGUUUUCCGCUGCUUCGCAAGCUGCAGCGUGCAGAAGAGGACGCAGCGAUCUCGGUAUUGCGUGCAUCCUCACGCCCUGUCACAGGAGCUGGUGUUAGCGCUGGUAGCCUGGGAAGCAGUGGAACCGGUGCGGGUGGCGCGCCACUUGCUCGGCGCUACGACAUCGAGGCGUUCUUCGACCUCGUGGCUCUUUUGUGCCGAGGGCGACCAGAAUCGGGACUUGCUUUCUGGCAGGGACCUGACCGACGUAUAUCUCGCUUCCUCCUUUGGGCUGUGGAUACUCGCGAGCUGGGACAGCAACGGGCUUUUCUGGGCAUGCUAGCGUCGCUCGCUGAGGGCGAGCAGUGUGCUGCCUAUGCGCACGCCCUUCUCGAACAUGAUGCAGGAGCUCCUGCCGGCAGCGAGCGCCGUCUCGUGACGUGGACACGCCUCUUUGAGUGGAUGGCUCACUACAUAGAGGCGUUCCAGCGGCACGCUGUCGCUGUCAUGCCACCGGAUGAGUUGGUGUUGUUGCGUGCGUUUCUCAACGUACUUGCUACUGUCGUGCGGUACAGCGCAGCCACGCGCGAUGCUUUGUUCUGGCACAAGGAGUACAUGCCGGUCGAUCGCCUGUUCUCGCUAUACGCAUGUGCCGUGCCAAUGGACUUGAAAGCAGCAAUUCUUCGUGCUAUUGGCGCGUUUGCUGUCCAAUCUGGCACCAGCACAUCUGCACGCAUUGUAACCGUGCUGUGGGAGCGCCUGAAUCUGAGCGGUGCUGUCCGCAGCGUUCGUGGUGAGCCGCCGCGUGCCUUGUACGAGCUUGAGAACGUGGAAUGCGUGCAUGGGCGCUUUCCAAGCACGCAUGCCCUCGUCGAUCUGCUGAGCGCCAUUGUGCCACAUGUUGCGCCUGCAUCUCAGGCUGACACGCUUGUCGCCUAUAUGCGUGACGCAUCGCUUCCGUGGUGGCAUUCAGGACGCAACUCAACCACCGCCUCCAGCACCACCGCGAGCACCAGUCAUGGUAGCGGCAACUCCAUGUCCACUUCAAUGUAUGUGGCAUACGUCCUGGACCAUGUGCUUCUGCCAGCGUCCAAUCGCACCUAUGCACGACCGGCAGAACGUUGGGCCAUCUCUGCGUCAUGUUUGGAAUUCGCCGAAAAGUGCCUUGCGACGCUUCCUGUUGCGCCUGUUGACACAGCGCACCCAGGCUUUGAUGUGCUGCGGCGUCUGUUGAGUGGCACGCCUCUCUUGCGGGAACUGUUCUUUUUCGUGCAUCCAGAUCCCUCGUGUGCAGGGUAUGAAGUCAUCAAUAUGAACCGCGCACAAACACCCGACUUUUCUCGAGCUGUACGAGCAGCAUUACGGAUUCUCCUCCGCAUGCUCGAGGUCCAGAACGAUGUGCUCCACAAUGUCCCCUCUAUCAACGACCACGCUGCAGUGAAGGAUCGUGCACUCUUCUUGGCGUUGGACGUUCACCUGUUGCAAGCGCACCAGGUCGUUGUACAGAUAGCGCUGUACAUCCUGUGUGUCGAUACAGAGAUUGCUUGGCUUGCUGUGCGCUUACUCGGCGCUCUCGCUCGGACAUCAACGUUCCAAGCCACAGAUGCUUUUGGACCGCUUCGCGCACGUACCUCCCGCAACCGUUUGGCCGGCCUUCUUGACAUGGCAGGUGAGACAGCGCGCGUCACGAGUGGCGUUCUUGCAUGGCUUGAGGCGGACACUGGCAUGGACGCUGAUUCUGAUAAUCUUAACUAUGACGCGGACGUGAAUGGAAACUACCAUGCUCCCGGCACAACAGCCCACAUGGAUAUGAGCUCGUCGCUCAGCGACGCAGAUGGAGUCGCCAGUCUUAACGAUACAGCCACAGGCAUCCUGCCGGCCAAGAUUCAGAAGGAGCUCUUAGACCUGUUUCUCGAGCAACUCGUACCUGACGCACCUGCGCCCAACGUCGCGCAUCUGCUUCUUGGCUUCGACAUGGACGCAAGCGAUCCGGAUCGUCUCGUGCAUGAAUCGCGGGACGCCAUCCUCCUUACUCUAGUGCAGCGAGUAACACCACCCUGUACGUGGCCGCCCACGCUGGCGGAACGGUGCUAUGCUGUGCUUCAGCGAGCAUGUGUCCACCCGUACACUAGUGCGUCCAUGCUGCGCUUCCUACGAACGCAUGACUUUGUGGCGACACAGCUGCGGUCGCUGCCACUGGUGCCAUUGUCGGUCACGUCGUCUUCUUCGGCGACUGGCCCUUCGUUUGGCACACUCAUGUAUGCUUCAGGCGAGACGGUUAGCACGCGCACGGAGUGGGCGCUUGCCUUGCUCCGCACACACGCACACAUCCUUUCGCUUGUAGCUUUGGAGCUGCAUACUCUUGCUGCACAUGGCCAGCUGCAGCGUGCUGUGCCGCUCAUGACGCUUCUCCUGGGCGAGCCGGUGAUGCACGGCACAGGCGGUGGCAGUGGCCGGUGGCGCCCUUUGCUAGAAGCGACGCACGUGACCUGGGAGAACGCAGCGGAGGACAGCGUUUCGGAGCCGAAGUGGGUAGCUGCUCGUCUCGCCCCAGCCCUCGUCCCUGAUACCGCCUCUGCGGCCCGUGUAUACGACAUCCACGAGGUAGCUGCCCUUCUCCUGGAAGAACGUGGCACGCAGGAGCACACGGUUUGGUUUGAGCAGGCACGCCGCAUCUUGCUAUGGGCCGCUGCGCAGAACACUCGUCGCGCAUUCGCUUACGCACGCAGGGAAGCAUUUAUUGCGUGGCGACAAGUCAUGGAAGUCCUCGUUGGGCAGGCACUCACAACCGUUGUUCGAGCCGACGUUCGUGUGCCGAUCUUGCUAGACUGUGCGAAUGCGCUACUUCCUCGGUUGCAGGACCAAGACGAUGCGUUGGUCCCAAGUAUUGCGGCCAGUACUAUCCUGUCGCUCCUGCAUGCUGUACGUGAGCAUGAGGAUGUGCCGGCUGAACGACUUGUAUUGAUCGUCCGUGCUAUUCUGGACGUUUUGAGUUUCGGCACACAGGCAAGUACUCGCUGCGACUUGUACCUGAGUUUGGUUUGUGCACAACAACUUGUGUGCAGUCGCUCCUCAGUCAGCCAUGGUGGCCGUGCAGCUGCCGCUCAUCGCGUUUACUCUCUUUUUGCGACCCAUGCCGCUCAUCUUGUGAAUGUUCUCGCACGCGAUGCGCUAGAUGGCUCGGACGUAGCACAGACCGUAUCUCUCACGACGCUGAGUCAUCUUGUGGCCUGGGAUGGUGCGUCGUCCACGGCAUCGUCCCCAUCGCCAGCAAGCGCGUCCGUGUUGCCUGCACUGCACAUUGGUGAGAAGCUUGCAUCAGCUGGCUUCUUGAAGAGUCUUGCCCUCCGUAUCCACGAGCUUGAUGUGCCGCUGCAAGCAACACUCACGCCCGAUCCGCCCUCGCUGAAUGCUCUGUAUGUCUAUGAGGCAUUACUGAGUGUAUUGGGCCGUCUAGCGCGAAGCAAGGCAUCUCUGUUGCUAGAAGCGCGCAUCGUUGACGUUCUGGCGCGCGUUGACUUUCCUUCACUGCGGCCUGAGCACACGCUUGAUGAUAUGGAUGGAUUCCUACCGCCUGUGGCUGAGCGGUACGCUAGCUUGCUGAUGCCACUUCUCCAGCUGCUUGUUACGCUCCUCAUGUCCGUGCCGCAGGCGCGCGAGAGCGUGCAUGCUGUUCUGGUCGCUCACCAGGAUGCUUUCCUGGCCGCACUGCACGCUGCCACUCAUUCGUCUGCCGGCACAGGCGAUGUUGAGCAGGCAGCCCUGCUCGUGCAGAUCCUUACAUUCAUGACGCCUCCGCUGCUACCGACGCCGCCACCAUUUCAUGCUGCAUGUCUUGCUUUGGCCGCAACCUACUUGGUGCCGAAUGCGCACGAGGCUCUCAAGCCACUGACACUAGCGGAGCGAGAAGACGCAUCCAUCUUUGCUCCGACUUAUAAUGGCUUAGUGCAGACAGCACCAGAUGCGCGUCUGACCUUGUUUGAUGCAUCGGCACGGCGUGUUGUAGACCGCCUCGCACGUGCACUCGUGCAGUACAUGGAGCUGGCAAGCAGUCACGGCGAGGCACGCGCCAUUCUUGUGCCGUCAAUGCAUGUCGCUCGUGUGUCAGACCAUGCAUCGUCCGCCGCGCGAAUUGUUGCUGCGCCGUCCUUAGGCGUUGCAAUCGCCGCCCUGGGAGAGCAGUGUGCAUCAGUCGCACUUGCACUCUCGAGCUUGGAUCGGGUCAACGCGCUUCUCCGUGAUCCCGAGUCCGUGCAUGCUGACGAGUGGACUGACAUGGCACAAGAUGCAGGACUUCUGUCACUCUCAGCUUCUUCAGCCCUUACAAUGCAAUGCCGUGCAGCGUGUGAAAAAGCACUAGACUGUGUGUCGAAGGAUCUCACUGCGACAGUGUUAGCAAAACUCGACAUGAUCGAACGCUGGCUUGUGAUGCUCGUACGCCACCUAGACCUGUUUAUGCGGAUCGGUGGCGCCUCGCGUGCCUCUUUCGAUGCAGCAGCCUUGCGUUCAAGUGCUAACGCAGCGCUUCUCCCGAUUCUAGACGACCAACUUGCGUACUUGACGGUGCCGUCCCAUCUUGUGCCUUCUGCUGAUGAACACGUCACAUUCCUUCAUAUCAGUGCGCGUCGUGUAGCCGAGCGUCUCUUAGAAACAUCACCUUUGUAA